UUUAUUUAUUAUUGUAUGGGAAAGGAACGGCGCGACGGCCUAAGAGCGAAAUUUCGUGAGCGCACAUUGUACUUUGUCUCAAUGUGUGCUCGCGACACCAUUUUGGAUGAGUAUUUUAUAUAUAUAACAAAUCAUAGUGUGAGAUUAGUGAUAAACUCUGAGAAUGCCGGUAUCAUUUCAUAUAGGAAGGUCAUAAUAUAUAUCCUGGUUGAUGCAAAUUAAUAAAACUUGAGAAUAUACUUAAAAAUAAAGUUAGGAAUAUUGUAAAAUUUUUAGAUGCAAUGGCUCCCAGAAUUGGACUUGAAUCUUCCUUUUUCUUAAGAUUGCUCAAUUUUUACAAUGAAUUUCUCGAUUGGCUUUGGAUUGAUGAAACUUAUUUUCGAACUCAAAAAACUCGAAGAAUAUUAGACGAGGCAAAAGAAGGGGCAGUUCUUUUUUCGUUUGGUUCUCUUACGGAUACAACAAAACUUAAUGAACGGAUGAUGAAAUCUAUUAUUGGGGCAUUUCGACGAUUUCCUAAAAUUCAUUUUAUUUGGAAAGUUGAUAAUGAAACAGUGAAUAAUAAUUUAAAAAUGUUUGAAUCUGCACCGAAUGUUCAUAAUUUUCAGUGGUUGAGGCAACCUGCAAUUCUGGCACAUCCAAACACUCGCGCAUUUAUCACACAUUGCGGCCAGAACAGUUUGACUGAGUCAGCACGGGCAGGCGUUCCUAUUAUUGGGAUUCCUCUUUUUGGAGAUCAAUUUUACAAUUGUAUUGUUGGAGAAACAAGAGGUUUGGGAGUUCAAGUAGAUGUAUCUCACUUGAAAGGAGGCAGCGGUAAAAAUGUUUUGGGAGAGGCAUUGGAAAGGAUUCUCUACCAACCUAAAUAUCAACAAAACGCCAAAAUAAUAUCCAAAAAAUUAAACUUAACUCCAUUCAGCCCAACAGAAAGACUUGCAAAAUGGGUUGAAUUUGCUGCAGAAUUUGGAGAUUUGCCAGAACUUAAUUUACCUGGAGAAAAGGAAAUGAAUUGGUUUGUUUAUUAUUCACUUGAUGUUAUUCUCUUCUCUAUAAUUGUUUUGGUUAUUUUGUUUUGGGUGACAUUUAAAUGUUUUAAAUGGAUAUUAUUUUUAAUUAUUAAUUCUUGGUCUACAAAAAUUAAGGAUGAAGAAAGGAAGCAAAAAUGA
Meloidogyne enterolobii is the source of this 1166-nucleotide messenger RNA. Lineage: Eukaryota; Metazoa; Nematoda; Chromadorea; Rhabditida; Meloidogynidae. The record is from the annotation of a GenBank genome assembly.